UAUAACGAAUGCGACAAUGCCAUUAGAAGGUCAGAAAUAGUUCCUGGAACUUACGAAUAUACAACUGCUGUUUCUUAUGGAAACGUAGGUGAGUUUGGAGAAGGUUCUUCAACAACAGUAGAUAUUGCUUGCGACAGGUUUCAUAUAAUUUCUAUUGACAACUCUUUCUUAUACGUGGAACAAGACAUUGAAAUAAAACCUUCUGCCAAGUUGUCUGACAAGAAAGGUUGCAAUGGAAUUUUCUAUGUCGGAUACCAAUAUGCUCCAGAAGUUUUCAUGGGAUAUAAGAUAUAUUCUAACUCUGACUUAGUUCAAACAGUAACAUGGGCAAACUAUGAAUGGUUCGCUUUGAGAAACUCAGUACAACCACAAGCUAGAGAACAAACAGACCAGUAUGCAACUAUUGAGAAAAUAAGAAGACUUGACCCUAACGUUCCAGGAGUUUAUGUUAACCUUUCUGGACAAACUGCAGCAGCAGUAACCAAAGUAAAACUGAAACUUAGAGUUCCUUUGUCAUCUUUCCUCAUCUUCAGGUUUUUAAGAUACUUGCCAAACUGGGCAGGAAAAAUUUCUAUCGAACUUACUCCAAGCAAAAAUAACUUAGUCAUUGCACCAACACAAGACCCAUUCACUCUUACAGAAGUAGUGGGAACAAAUAAAAUGUCAUUCGCCGACUUUUGCAAAAACAAAGUUGACUUAGACUUUGGUUUCUCAAACCUCAACACUGAAGUAAACUAUUAUUUCAAUGCUGCUGGAGAUGCUUGGGACCCAGUUAAGUUCACAUGCGAAAAAUUUGAAUGCAAGAGAAUAGAAAGCAGACUUGCAGUCUAUAUGUUGGACCCAGAUAUUUCAAAUGCUUUAGCUGCCAAAUAUAUUGCAGUUCCACUUAUGUUCCCUAUACACCAAAUAUCUGUCAAAGACUUUGCAGGUGAAGUUGGAAACCAAAGUGCUGACCCAGGUGCAAGAACAGAUAUUGCUUUAACAACUGCAAUGAAACAUGCAGAUACUAUGUUUGUACUGUUCAGACGAACUAUAA
This is a messenger RNA of Trichomonas vaginalis G3, 1036 nucleotides long. RefSeq names its product protein of unknown function, DUF4106 family. NCBI's taxonomy places the organism in Eukaryota, Parabasalia, Trichomonadida, Trichomonadidae. The annotation marks the transcript as partial. The record is from RefSeq and is a predicted model, not a curated record. The transcript has a single exon.